GCGCUGACGGGGCUGGCGACGGCGAUGGCGGCGGACGGCGGGGCGGUGCGGCGGCGCGGCGGCCCGUGGAGGACAGCGGCGGCCACGGCUCUGCCCUCCUGGCGGCUGCGCUGCGAAGGCGGCCGGCAGCGCUGGCAAUACCUGGACGACGGCGACGACGACGAGGCGGGCGGCGAGCGGAGGGCGCAGACGGCGCUGGAGGAGCACUGUCUGGGCUUGAACACGGGCCAGGUGCUGCCCCCCUCACCGGCGGCCGACACGGCCCGGGAGGCUGCCCACAAGGGCAUGCGGUUCUACGCCGCUCUGCAGGCCGAGGACGGGCACUGGGCGGGCGACUACGGCGGGCCCCUCUUCCUCCUGCCAGGCCUCCUCAUCACUUGCCACACUGCCAAGAUCCAACUGCCGGAGGGGUUUCGGAAAGAGAUGGUCCGCUACCUGCGCUCUGUGCAGCUCCCUGAUGGAGGCUGGGGCUUGCAUGUGGAAGACAAAUCAACAGUGUUUGGCACAGCACUCAACUACGUGGCCCUGAGGAUCCUGGGGCUCGGACCAGAUGACCCUGACGUUGUGAGGGCCCGUGUCAACCUGCACAGCAAAGGAGGUGCUGUGGGAAUCCCUUCCUGGGGGAAGUUUUGGCUGUCUGUCUUGAAUGUUUACAGCUGGGAGGGAAUGAACACACUUCUUCCAGAGAUGUGGCUGCUUCCUACAUGGUUCCCAGCCCACCCAUCCAGGCUCUGGUGUCACUGCCGCCAGGUUUACCUCCCCAUGAGCUACUGUUACGCCAAACGUCUGUCAGCAGAAGAGGACGAGCUCAUCCGCAGCUUGCGGCAGGAGCUGUAUGUGGAAGACUAUGGCAGCAUAGACUGGCCAGCCCAGAGGAACAACGUGGCUGCCUGUGAUGUGUACACCCCACAUAGCUGGCUCCUGGGUGCUGCCUAUGCCAUCAUGAACGUGUACGAAGCCCACCACAGCACCCAUCUGCGUCAGCGAGCCGUCACAGAGCUCUAUGACCACAUCAAAGCUGAUGACAGAUUUACCAAGUGCAUCAGCAUUGGGCCGAUUUCCAAGACGAUCAACAUGCUGGUUCGCUGGUUUGUGGAUGGGAAGGACUCCCCAGCUUUUCAAGAGCAUGUUUCCAGGAUCCCUGACUAUCUCUGGCUGGGCCUGGACGGCAUGAAGAUGCAGGGCACAAACGGAUCCCAGCUCUGGGAUACUGCCUUUGCCAUCCAAGCCUUCUUGGAGGCAGAAGCCCAGAAGAUGCCUGAAUUCACAUCCUGCCUCCAAAAAGCCCAUGAGUUCCUCCGGUUCACCCAGAUCCCAGACAACCCACCUGACUACCAGAAAUAUUACCGGCACAUGAACAAGGGUGGCUUCCCCUUCAGCACUAGAGACUGUGGCUGGAUCGUGGCAGACUGCACGGCAGAGGGGCUGAAGUCAGUUAUGCUGCUGCAGGAGAAGUGCCCCUUCCUAACCAAGCAUGUUCCCCAUGAGCGCCUCUUUGAUGCUGUGAAUGUGUUGCUGAGCAUGAGGAACUCGGAUGGAGGCUUUGCCACAUAUGAAACCAAGCGAGGAGGCCACUUACUGGAGCUGCUGAACCCCUCCGAAGUGUUUGGUGACAUCAUGAUCGACUACACCUACGUGGAGUGCACGUCGGCUGUGAUGCAGGCACUGAGACACUUCCAUGACAAGUUCCCCGAGCACAGAGCCCCAGAGAUCAGAGGGACUCUGCAGAAGGGCCUGGACUUCUGUCGCAAGACACAGCGAGCUGAUGGCUCAUGGGAAGGGAGCUGGGGCGUUUGUUUCACCUACGGCACCUGGUUUGGUCUGGAGGCAUUCGCCUGCAUGCAGCACACAUACCACAACGGGGCUGCAUGCCGAGAGGUGGCCCGGGCCUGCCAGUUCCUUCUCUCCAAGCAGAUGGAAGAUGGUGGGUGGGGAGAGGACUUUGAGUCCUGCGAGCAGCGCACGUACGUGCAGAGUGCCACGUCGCAGAUCCACAACACGUGUUGGGCCCUGCUGGGGCUCAUGGCCGCCAGGUACCCUGACAUUGACGUGCUGGAAAGGGGCAUCAAAGUGUUGAUAGAUAAGCAGCUGCCCAACGGGGACUGGCCUCAGGAGAAUAUUGCUGGGGUGUUCAACAAGUCAUGUGCCAUCAGUUACACUGCCUACCGCAACGUCUUCCCUGUCUGGACGCUGGGCCGCUUCUACCGGCUGCAUCCCAGCAGCUCCCUGGCGGGGAUGGCCUCCUCCUCCGCCCAGGAGGCCUCCUCUGCCUGGGCCCGGGCCACUGCAGGGGCUGUGGCCUCUGACCUGUCCUAGAAGUCAGCUGCUGCCUGGGGCCAGGGGCUGUUUGCUGCACAGAGCAUCUUAGUGCUGAUCCUGACAUGAUGGCUGCCCCCGCUGCCAGGGGGGAGUGCUGCUGUGCUGCUUCCGAGCCUCUGCUUCCUGAUUAACCUCUUCUGAAAACCCACCUUUGGAGGUUUUUUCCCAGCUCUAUCCUCCUUCACGGGAUGGAGAGUGAAGUGCCUUUUCAUAGCAAUUUUCUGAUCUGAGAAAGCUGGUGAGCUGUUUGGCACACUCAUCUCAGCAGCCUCCCGUCCUGGGUACAGCAAGGCUGCCUGUCUCUUCCUUCAUGCUGUCCCGGUUGGCUCUCUGGGGCGAGUGUGGGAUUUGGGGCCUCCCUGUGCCCAGCAUUGUGAUGAGGGCACUGCACAAUCCCUGCUGAGCUGGCCUCUGUGCCAUGGGUGCCAGCGCCUGCCUUGGAUGUGCCAUCUGCCCUGGAGCCGGUGCUGGCAGGGUCAGGGCACCCAUCCUCCCCCAGACAGAGGGGAAAGAGGAGCACUUCCUUCAAUGCUUCUCCCAUUCCAUCCCCUGGCAUCUGGCUUCCAGAGCCUCAGAGGUGAAAACCACAGCAGCAUUCCCACUUGGAAAGAGGAGAGACUGAUGCAGAAAGCGCUGAGGGGGUGAGCAUCAGGGCACGGCUGCGGGGCUGCCCCUUCCCCCAGCGCCGCCAGUGCCUUGCUCCUGGCCCCGUGCACUGGGGCAGCCACACGUGGUUGUCAGAGCUGGGAGUCACGUUGACUGACAGGUUAAUAAAGUGCUAAUGG
Messenger RNA from Colius striatus (speckled mousebird), 3104 nucleotides. It is a transcript of the gene LSS, whose product is annotated as lanosterol synthase. Gene Ontology annotation, molecular function: lanosterol synthase activity. Gene Ontology annotation, biological process: triterpenoid biosynthetic process; cholesterol biosynthetic process. The record is from RefSeq and is a predicted model, not a curated record. The transcript has 22 exons. Gene Ontology annotation, cellular component: lipid droplet. Lineage: Eukaryota; Metazoa; Chordata; Aves; Coliiformes; Coliidae. Bases 25 to 2316 code for a protein of 763 amino acids.